AAACAGCUGAUCUCGUUCUGUUGUACUCACACUUCAUUGAACCUGGACACAGGGCAGGCACGUCCUCACCAUAUUCCUAGAAAGACAAGUUUGCUCUCACUUAAUCUACCAAGAUGCCGUGUAUCAGUUCUCGCCACGAGAUGGGGAAAAUGCCUCUUAGCUUCAAUGAAAUGGUUGAAAGAAUCCUAAUGGUGGAGCAGAUCCUGUCGGAGUUCAGGCUGAAUAAAGAAGAGCUCAAAGAAGUCAUGAAGAGGAUGCAGCGGGAAAUGGACAGAGGGCUCCGUUUAGAGACACAUGAAGAAGCCAGCGUAAAAAUGCUUCCGACGUAUGUCUGUUCCACACCAGAGGGAUCAGAGGUGGGGGACUUCUUGGCUUUGGAUCUCGGGGGCACAAACUUCCGCGUGAUGCUCGUGAAAGUGGGCGAAGACGAAGAGAGAGGCUUUAAGGUGGAGACAAAGAACCAAAUGUAUUCCAUUCCAGAGGAUGCCAUGACAGGGACGGCUGAAAUGCUAUUUGACUACAUAGCAGAGUGUAUGUCAGACUUUCUGGACAAGCACCACAUCAAGCACAAGAAGCUUCCUUUGGGUUUUACCUUCUCCUUUCCUGUGAGACACGAGGAUCUUGACAAGGGAAUCCUUCUAAACUGGACCAAAGGUUUCAAGGCUUCUGGGGCAGAGGGGAACAAUGUUGUCGGUCUCCUCAGAGAUGCAAUCAAGAGACGAGGGGACUUUGAAAUGGAUGUGGUGGCCAUGGUGAAUGACACGGUCGCCACCAUGAUCUCCUGCUAUUAUGAGGAUCGUAGCUGUGAAGUCGGAAUGAUUGUCGGCACUGGUUGCAACGCAUGUUACAUGGAGGAGAUGAGAACCGUGGAGCUGGUGGAAGGAGAGGAAGGCCGGAUGUGUGUGAACACGGAGUGGGGGGCGUUCGGAGACAACGGGGAGCUGGAGGAGUUCAGGCUGGAGUACGACAGAGUGGUGGACGAGUCCUCGAUUAACCCCGGGCAUCAACUAUAUGAGAAGCUGAUCAGUGGCAAAUACAUGGGGGAGGUGGUGAGGCUCGUUCUGAUGAAGCUGGUGAAUGAAGACCUUCUGUUUAAUGGCGAGGGCUCAGAGCUGCUGAAGACACGGGGCAGCUUCGAGACCCGCUUUGUCUCGCAGGUGGAGAGUGACUCUGGUGACAGGAAGCAAAUCUACAACAUCCUGUCCUCCCUGGGUGUCCUCCCCUCCGAGCUGGACUGUGACAUCGUGCGUCUGGUCUGUGAGAGUGUUUCCACCCGCUCUGCUCACGUGUGCGGGGCAGGGCUGGCCGGGGUCAUCAAUCUGAUGCGGGAGCGGCGCAACGAGGAGGAGAUGAAGAUCACAGUUGGAGUGGACGGAUCCGUCUACAAGCUGCACCCCAGCUUCCGUGACCGUUUCCACGCUGCCGUCAGGGAACUCACCCCUCACUGCCAGAUUACCUUCAUCCAGUCGGAGGAGGGGAGCGGUCGUGGUGCUGCUCUCAUCUCAGCGGUGGCCUGUAAGAUGGCCUCAUGCUAGGUGACCCAGUAAAGACUGACUGCUACGCACUGAGCAGCAGUGAAGAGAGCAAGCACACCAACCGGAGGACAUCGGAGACCAAAUCCCGUCCAAAGAUGCCACUGGUGCCUUCACAGGCCUAAGGAAGUUUGAAACUGAAAACACAUCUCCGGAUGAUGACAAGAGGACCAGAGAGCAACAAGUGAUUCGUUUUACAGAUUGUGUCUUGAAGUGUUUCGACAAUCUGUAGCAAAUUUAACGUUCCUCAUCUUUAAGAACUUGUUUACUGGUCAGUCUAAAACAUAGGGUUGCAUGAAAUCAUAUUUAAGCUAUGUGUCCACAAUGUGUUGCUGCCAGACGGCAGUGCAGAUUGAAGCCUUUUAAAAGGGAUGACAUAUUAUUGAAUACAUUAUAUUAUAUAUAGAUAUAAGAACCAGUUGAAACUGGUUAAUCCAUCAAAGGAAUUUUGUAAAUGCUUUUGUAAAUUUCGACAAAACCAAAUUCAUUGCUUUGUUGUGUCAUUUUCUUUGUGAGCAAUGAAGUAUUUCUCGGUAUUGUACAUUCAAGUUUUAUGUUUACAUCUCCUUUCCUAUGUUUACUCAUAUUGUGUAGUUUUUCUUAUCUGUAUAAUGAUGAAAUGUGCUUUGGAUGUGAAUAAGCUGAACUGUA
Messenger RNA from Menidia menidia (Atlantic silverside), 2183 nucleotides. Lineage: Eukaryota; Metazoa; Chordata; Actinopteri; Atheriniformes; Atherinopsidae. The record is from the annotation of a GenBank genome assembly.